AUGCCCUCCGCCACCCCCACCAACAAUAUCAUCCUCUCCCCCACCCGUACCCCACAACGCCCGCCCAUGCAACCCAACGUCGCCAACGUCGUACUCGGCAACCUCCACAUCAAACCAUGGUACCCCUCCUUCUACCCCGAAGACAUGAUCGGGGGUCGACGAGCAGAAUGGUUGUACGUCUGCCAAUGGUGUUUCCGCUACAGCAGUGAGAUUCUGAAAUACAGUGCCCAUUGUAAAGCCUGCCCCCUGCAAACCACCCCACCCCCCGGCACCGUCAUCUACGAUAAGGGAGAUUACAUCAUCCACGAAAUCGACGGCGCCGAACACAAACUCUACGCCCAACACCUCUCCCUCCUCUCCAAACUCUUCCUCGACACCAAAAGCGUCUUCUUCGACGUCUCCACCUUCCUCUACUACCCCCUCAUCCUGCGGGACAACGAGCACCAGGACUCCACCCCCUCGCAUCCCUAUGGACAAGUCGUGGGUUUCUUCAGCAAAGAGAAGAUGAGCUGGGAUAAUAAUAAUGUGGCUUGUAUCCUCAUCUUCCCUCCCUGGCAGAAACGCGGGUUGGGACAGGUAUUAAUCGCUGCUUCGUACGAGCUCGGGAGGCGAGAGGGACGGUUUGGCGGGCCCGAGAGGCCGUUGAGUGCGCUGGGGAGGAAAGGGUAUGUGGCGUUUUGGUGUGCGGAGGUUUAUCGGUUUUUGGUUGCAGCACCGGGGAAGAGGAGUGUGAGUGUCAAGGAGAUUUCCGAGGCAACGUUUAUUAUGCUGGAGGAUGUGGUGGUGGCGUUGAGGGAGAUGGAUGUGCUGGAAAGUAGGAAGACGGCUGGUGGGAGUGUGGUUGUGCAUAAGGGGCGGCUCAGGGCUUGGGCGGAGAGGAAUCGCGUUGGGAAGGAGGCGUUGGUUGAUGGGGAGGCAUUUACGGUCGAGGAGAGUGAGGUGGAGGAGGAGGGGAGUGAGGAGGAUGGAUGA
Messenger RNA from Recurvomyces mirabilis, 972 nucleotides. It is a transcript of the gene SAS2, whose product is annotated as SAS complex subunit. The transcript has 2 exons. Lineage: Eukaryota; Fungi; Ascomycota; Dothideomycetes; Mycosphaerellales; Teratosphaeriaceae. The record is from RefSeq and is a predicted model, not a curated record. Gene Ontology annotation, molecular function: transcription coregulator activity; histone H4K16 acetyltransferase activity. Gene Ontology annotation, biological process: positive regulation of transcription by RNA polymerase II; negative regulation of DNA-templated transcription. Gene Ontology annotation, cellular component: chromatin; MSL complex. Bases 1 to 972 code for a protein of 323 amino acids.